Molecule: messenger RNA, 1383 nt
Organism: Wasmannia auropunctata (little fire ant)
Lineage: Eukaryota; Metazoa; Arthropoda; Insecta; Hymenoptera; Formicidae
Gene: Spf45
Product: splicing factor 45
Exons: 4
Coding region: 102-1271 (389 amino acids)
Biological process (GO): mRNA cis splicing, via spliceosome; alternative mRNA splicing, via spliceosome
Cellular component (GO): precatalytic spliceosome
Molecular function (GO): RNA binding
Source: RefSeq, a predicted model, not a curated record
UAGUAUACCAUCUGCAUGAGUUUAUUGAAUCUACGAGCCGACCCUUAAAGGGUGAGGUUAUGUUUAAAAUGUCAGUUAAAUGUUAAAAAAUAGGAUUUAUCAUGUCUUUAUACGAUGAUUUUGACAAACAUCGGACCACCGAAAAGGUGGCGGGAUGGUCUUCCGGCAUUAAGUUACUGCAAUCGCAAUUGCAGCUGAAAAAAGCUGCAACAACACAACCAAAACGUGAGCAAUAUAGGAAAGCUACUGCGGUACUGGCACCAGUGAUAGAUUUGAAAUCAAAAGCUAAUCGCGAUGUCGAGAGGGAGGACGAUAACGCUCACAACAAUCCGUUAUCCAGCGGCAGCGUGAGUAGCAUAGGAGUAGGUGGUGAAUUUGAUUGGAAUGUAGUGAACGAAUACGAUCCUAUAUGGCCCAAUGAAUAUGAGAAGGUCGUGAAAGAAUUGCGCGACAUUAGGGACAGAGAGCACGAUCAGGAGACGGAAAUGCGCAAACGUAGAAGAGAUAAUACUCGUUUUGAGGACACUCAGCAGAGUGGUGGAGCUAGUGGAAACAGCACAAUGAUACCUCCCGAAAGAGACGAGGAGAGAACGCCUACUUCGAGGGGUAUAGUAGGGGGCGCUGCUAUAGCGCCGCCACCGUCCUUACAAGAACCGACGGAAUUGCCACCCCCGCCACCGCGACAGCCGCCGACUAAUCUGGGCUACUCGACGUCGUCCGUAGCGGCAAAAAUAAUGGCCAAGUACGGCUUUAAAGAGGGACAAGGUCUCGGCAAGAAGGAACAGGGCAUGUCAGUGGCGUUGCAAGUGGAAAAGACUAGUAAACGCGGUGGAAGAAUAGUCGGUGAGAGGGAACAGCUGAUGCCACCACCGCCACCUCUUACAGCUUCGCCGCCACAGAUGCAAAUGCAGCAACAGCUACUGCAAUCGCAACAGCUCCAGGAAGAACCUAGUAUUACCGAGAUAAUGAAAUGCCCAAGCAAAGUUGUUCUCUUGCGUAACAUGGUUGGUCCGGGAGAGGUCGAUGAUGAUCUCGAACCGGAAGUGAAAGACGAGUGUAAUACUAAAUAUGGCGAUGUCGCACGUGUUAUUAUUCACGAAGUGAUGGAAGCUCCUCCAGAGGAGGCAGUACGAAUUUUUGUUGAAUUCAAAAGAAUAGAAAGUGCUAUUAAAGCCGUGGUGGAUUUAAAUGGACGUUUCUUCGGUGGUAGACAGGUCAAAGCGGGAUUUUAUUCUAGUGAGAAACUUGAUAACUUACAAUUGAUGGAUUAAUUUUGUCUCUAAGAAUUUCCAGCUUUGUUCUUUCGCAAAUUGUACAAAAAAAUAUUUUAUAUUUUCACUACAUAGUAGUAGCAAGUUAUUAAAAAAUAAAUUUUGUCCAAUU